Messenger RNA from Nasonia vitripennis (jewel wasp), 2047 nucleotides. RefSeq names its product sequestosome-1 (gene ref(2)P). The transcript is spliced from 4 exons. Gene Ontology annotation, molecular function: protein kinase C binding; K63-linked polyubiquitin modification-dependent protein binding; zinc ion binding. NCBI's taxonomy places the organism in Eukaryota, Metazoa, Arthropoda, Insecta, Hymenoptera, Pteromalidae. Gene Ontology annotation, biological process: mitophagy; endosome organization; aggrephagy. The coding region runs from base 552 to 1949 and encodes 465 amino acids. Gene Ontology annotation, cellular component: amphisome; aggresome. The record is from RefSeq and is a predicted model, not a curated record.
AUACAUUACGCGAAUUCAUGCAAUAGUAAAAUGAAGGAAAAAAUUAAUAGCCCGUGAUAACAUGAAAAUAUGAAAUAGAAAGUUGUAGCAGUACAGUCUGUCUUUACGGAAAUUGAAGUGGGGGAUAGACGCAGGCACGCAGCUAUUCUAUAGCUGUAAACAACAUUGCAGUACGUACGUCGUACGCUAUACACACGCGCAGAUGCAGGUAUACAUGCGCAUAUAUACACCACAUCAUAUGACAGAGAAAACAAAAGGUUGAAACCCAAAAGUCAUAGGUCAGCUGAGCGUCAGUUAGCAGUGAAUCAAAAAUCCAGUCGUCCAGUUCUUUGGCAACACAUCAUCGCGAGAACGAUAUUGGUGAGUCAGUGCCAUUGUAUAAAAGGUAGACGCUAUACGGAAGAAAGCCUAGUCGACUCUAUACCAGUUUGUCGCGUGCGUGCGCUCCAAGUUGCUAGUACAAGUCGCCUAUAUAGUGCAUUUCGUUACUGCGCUGCAUCGCAAAAAGUGAAACUCCAGAUUGUUCCAGAGGCCGCAGUACAGUAUUUGCAAUGUCUGAGCAAGUUGAUUUUAAGGUAUUCUUGAGGAAAAAUAAUUCUAGAAACGAUAAUCAUGCUGAAAUUCGAAGAUUCGCUAUAGACGCCGAUGUAGUUACGAAUUUUACGUAUUUGCGCGAAAAACUACAAACUGUUUUUCCGGAUCUUCGCGGAAAACGUUUCACUAUCACUUGGAAAGAUUUUGAAAAUGAUGAAAUUGUUAUCUGCAGUUGCGAAGAACUAGUAAUAGCUUUAGCUGAACUGCAAAAGUAUCCACUUUGCAAGUUAUUUGUGACCCUACAUUCUGAUUAUGAUGACGAGAACAAUUGUCCGAUCACGGGCCCUUUUGUUCAUUUUGAAGCAACUAACAAUCCAAAAACAAAGCAUGCGGGCAUAGUUUGCGAUGGCUGCGACAAAAGUAUCUGUGGCUUUCGAUACAAAUGUGUCCAAUGCUCAGACUAUGACUUGUGCAGCGAAUGCGAGGCAAAAGGUUUACAUCCAGAGCACUGCAUGAUUCGUAUAUCUAUGCCUCUACAAUGGAGAUCACAUUAUGGACGACGAUUAUCUCAUCAUAUAAACAAAUUCAUGAAGAAAGCUUCAACUUGUCCUUCAUCAGCUGAAGAAGAGACAAAGAACUGUCCUUUCAAACCAAGAAGACAUAAUUUAUAUAAUCACCGUGCUGAUCAAUCUCCAUCAUGGAUUGAUACUUUUACAACAUACUUAAAUGACUGGGCAAAUUUACCAGGUGAGUGCCCUGUUAUGGGAGAGCAAGAGAAAUCAAAAACUGAUACUUCAGAACAGAAUCAAAGCACGGCAAACAAAACUUCAUCUGCUUCAACAAAUGAAAAAUACCCUAUGGAUAGCCAUGUUGAAUUUUUGAAGAAUUUCAGUGAAAAUAUUUCUAAAUUUUUGGAUCCACUCGGAAUUGAAAACAUGAAAAAAGUAGUAACAGACGAUGACAAGAAUCACAAGGAAUCAACUGAUGAACUAAUUCAAUCAGCAGCUAAUGAUUCACAAGAAAAAAACAAACUUAUUACAAAAACUGAUGCAAAAGAAGGAAAUCAAGUAACUGUAAAUGAUGCUACAAAAGCUGAUGAUUGGACUCUGGUUGAUAAGGAUUCUGUCCCUGCUUCUUCCGAGAUUGCUUCUGGCAAAAUUGCUCAGAAUGAAAAAAAACCAAGUGAACCCACUGUAGAAAACAGUAAGGCAACAACUGAUGAUAAAGCACUUUAUCCAUCUUUGCCAAAUGUCAGUGAUAACGUUUGGCAUCCAAAUCCAAAAAUACAAGGUGCUGUUGAAGCUAUGUUGCAGAUGGGAUUUUCAAAUGAAGGUGGUUGGCUCACUCAACUUUUGAUUUCAAAGAAUGGAAAUAUUAGCAGAGCCUUAGAUGACUUACAACCUGUACGUGAAUAAAUGAAAUUAAAAUUAUACCUUGAAAGAUUGUAUUUAUUUGAUAUUUUUAUGUAAUAAUGUAAACAAUACUUGACCAAUAAAUAGAUUUGAAAAAUAUA